CUAUGGGCAUACGUACCGCGGAAGGCGGAGCUGAAGGCGGUAUGAAAGGCGCACAUGCCCCGCAUCUUCCUCCGCCUCUGGACAGCAAAAUGGCGACUGUUGACUUCGACUCGUCCGCGGAUCCAGAGAUGGACUUAACCAGCGACGAGGAGUUAGAGAGGGAAGCUGAAGGCUUCAAAGAACAGGGAAAUGCAUACUAUGUCAAGAAGGACUACAAUGAAGCAUUCAACUUCUACACCAAGGCUAUCGACCUGUGCCCAAAAAAUGCCAGUUAUUAUGGCAACCGUGCGGCCACAUUGAUGAUGCUGAGUCGCUACCGAGAGGCACUGGAGGACUCCCAGCAGGCUGUGCGACUAGAUGACACCUUUGUGAAGGGCCACAUGCGUGAGGGCAAGUGCCACCUGCUGCUUGGUAAUGCGAUGGCUGCCAGCCGCUGCUUCCAGAAGGUUCAAGAGCUAGAACCAGAAAACAGCCAGGCGCAGCAGGAGCUGAAGAGUGCAGAGUCCAUUUUGGAAUUUGAGCGACUGGCUGAGAUCAGCUUUGAGAAGCGAGACUUCAGGAUGGUGGUGUUCUGUAUGGAUCGGGCAUUACAGUCUGCAUCUGCAUGUCACAGGUUCAAGGUGUUGAAAGCAGAGUGUCUGGCUUUGCUGGGACGCUACCCAGAGGCCCAGUCGGUUGCCAGGUAACUGCAUUAGUAAUUUAGUAGUGGUUAACUGAUAGGGGGUUAAAUGGGGUUUCAAAUUAAAUGUUGAUACAAAAUUAUUCAAUGAAAGCAAGUGAAGGACAAUUUAUUUUUUUGCAUUACAAGCCAAUUAUAACAGUGUGCUUUUUAAUUUUUAUAUAGAAUUAUAAUUUUAAAUCGUUGUUUUUAAAGGUUUUUGCCAUGAAAAUACCACGCUACCCUUUUAAGACUGGCCCGUACAAUGUAUACUGUACCUGCCAGCAGCAUAGCAGCAAGUGUUGCAAGAGUUGCAGAAGAAAAGAGGACUGGAUUAAAAUCAGGGCUGCCCCCCACUAAAGAUUAAUUACUCAAAUACUAAACCAUAACCAGCCUUUAAUAUUUUGGCUAGCUAUAGCCAAUAGGACUGUGACGGUCGCAUAUAUCUCUGAAAUCAGCCCAGUACUGUCUCAUAGCCUGCAUAAUCAUUAUGAUCAAUGAUGCUACACUGGAUGCAACACAACAUGACAAAUUCAAUAAACUGCGACCGUAAACUGCCUCAUCCUGUUUAUGAGGCACUGACACGGAGUUCAAAUGUUUUGUGUAGACACUAGACAGAUAAGACCUGUUAUGAUGUGGUGGUGUUGUGUCCAGUGAAGACAUGAUUCACUGUUCCGCUGCCAAGCAAGUGCCUUCUUGUUAACAUCUUUCUUUUAUCUCAUUUGUAUUUGUAGGGCCCUAUGAUUUUUUUUCCCGAAUUCCGUUUUAUUUCUUUCCAAAAUCAGUUUUUCAGUUGUAAUUUUUCUGGAUUCUGUUUUUUUUCUGUUUGAAUUUCUCAACUUAUGAAAUGUUUUUUUCCCCUCUGAAAUGCUGUUGUUUAUUUACAUUUUUCUGGUUAUCAAAUGAAGGCAUAAAACAUUCAUUUAAUUUAUCUUCUAGUUUUAGAAAAUUAAGCAAACUCUAUUUUUUGGUAAAAAAAAAAAAAGGGGGUUUACUAUUAAAUAUAAAGUAGUAGUAGUAGGCGGCGUAGGCUAUGUACAUUCUGCCAGUGGUGGACGGUAACGGAGUAGCUUUACUUCGUUACUGUACUUAAGUACAUUUUUCAAGUAUCUGUACUUUACUGGAGUACUUUUAUUUUGAGCAACUUUUACUUUUACUUCACUACAUUCCAAAGCAUAAAAUCAUACUUUUAACUUCACAACAUUUCAUAAAACAUAUCAUUACUCCCUAUAAUAUAUCACGUGCUCCGACAGGCAGAAGCGGUGUCUGAUUCAUCAUGAACGAACUAAGUCUUUUCAAAAUAAACUUUUAAAUCGGAUCGCAAAUCGCACCAAAUGAUUAUAUUAUGAAUUCGAAUGAUCCGAUGGCAGCCUACUGUCUAUGGAUUGCAGCGGUUCUGGAGUCGACCCCUCACUGAUUCAAAUGAACCAUUUAGUGCGAGUCACCAGAAGUAAGAACCGGGAGAUCUUGUGAGCGCGUGUGCGUCUGAUGUUGCUAAAGUAAGUUAGUAAUGUCGAAAUUUUGGAUUAAUUAUUGUAACUGAAAAUCAUAUUUAGGUCAAAACUGCCAGUUGUUUGGGAACUAAAUCCGUUGUAAAGAGUGAUCUAUUUAAGCCCACUGAAAUGCUCCAGUGCAGACGAUGCAGUGCGUGCGUGCGUGCGCCAGGGGUGUUUUUAACAAACUUUAAAAUACUUUGUUCUUACUGGUGAAAAUCAGAUGGUCAUCUCUGUUUUCUCUCAGGUACAUCACAGUGUAAGCUUCACAGUUAACAUCUCUCUCAUCAGCGUAGUCCAUAUCAACAACAAAAAUAUAUCUUGACUCCAUAUAGUGGUUAUUUUGGAAAAAAUCCCAGGUAUAUGUGCUAAUAUAAAAUUAAGUAGCGUAUAUAAAAUUGCAAACAUCUAUCUUUCCGUACUUUUUUUACUUAAGUACAUAAAUCAAGUACUUUUGUACUUUCACUUGAGUAAAAGUGAAAAAGGAAUACUUUUACUCUUACUGGAGUAAUAUUUUAUUAUAUGUAUCUGUACUUUUACUCAAGUACUUGAUUUGUGUACUUUGUCCACCACUGCAUUCUGCUGAACAUUUCUGGCAAAUACUUGUCUUUAAACCGGACUUUUAUUUUGACAGAUUGCUGUGAAUACCUUUGUGUUCUGUGUAUGUGAUAUGACGCUAGUUUUACUCGAAUCAAACGAUUCAAUUGCUCAUGAAGUGACUCUCAGUGCAGUUCUGGAGAUGUUGUUCAUAUGUUUACGUCCUCAUUUGGCGAAAUGAAAGACACUGAAAUCACCGCAUGCUUCUGUGUAUAAUAAACGAAGCCGUGCUUCUGUGUGUGUAAUAAA
Molecule: messenger RNA, 2997 nt
Organism: Carassius gibelio (silver crucian carp)
Lineage: Eukaryota; Metazoa; Chordata; Actinopteri; Cypriniformes; Cyprinidae
Product: dnaJ homolog subfamily C member 7
Exons: 6
Coding region: 3-686 (227 amino acids)
Molecular function (GO): protein binding
Source: RefSeq, a predicted model, not a curated record